Messenger RNA from Dermacentor albipictus, 1918 nucleotides. NCBI's taxonomy places the organism in Eukaryota, Metazoa, Arthropoda, Arachnida, Ixodida, Ixodidae. The record is from RefSeq and is a predicted model, not a curated record.
AAUUUCACCCUCUUACGCAGUCAAGAUGGCGUCGAGCAGGGACAGGCGGCACACCGCCGACGCGGAAUCCGCCGUCGAUUAUGUCCAAGUGGACGGCCUGGUCGUGCUCAAAAUCAUCAAGCACUGCAGCGAAGAGGCCGGAGGACUUCUGGACGUGGCCCAGGGCGUCCUGCUGGGCCUCAUAAACUCCAACUUCGUCGAGAUCACCAACUGCUUCCCGAUCCCGCCGCGCCAUGCCGAGGAAGAAGAGGCCGACGACUUGGAGUACCAGAUGGAAAUGAUGCGCCAGAUGCGUCACGUCAACGUGGACCACUUACACGUCGGCUGGUACCAGAGUUCCAACUUUGGCAGCUACUCGAACCGCACUCUACUCGAGUCCCAGUUUGGCUACCAGACCAACAUCACCGAGUCCGUGGUGCUCAUCUACGACCCGAUCCGUACCACCAAGGGGUUCCUCUCGCUUCGCGCGUUCCGUCUCAGUCAGCCGGCGAUGAAGCUGCUGGCCAGCAACGACUUCGGCGCUGAGCAGUUCAAGAACGCGCGUUGUUCCUUCGAGAACAUGUUCGAGGAGAUCCCCGUGGUGAUACGCAACUCUCACCUCGUCAACAUUUUGCUCUGCGAACUGAGCGAGUCGACGCCCGUCGACGUCGGCAAGCAGCUGCUGGACAUGAGCACGGCGUUUGUUUUCGAAAAGAACCUGCAGGCUAUGAUGAUGUGCGUGGACGCACUCAACCAAGAGACAAACAAGUUCAUCAACUACCAGCGCCAGGUGAUGCGCCAGCAGCAGCAGAAGCAACAGUACAUCCAGAAGAGGGCCCAGGAGAACAGUGCACGCGCCCAGAAGGGCGAACCCCCACUGCCGGACGAGGAUAUCAACAAGCUGUUCAAGCCCAUCCCAACACCCUCGCGCCUUGAGUCGGUGCUCCACUGCGGCCAGGUCAACUCGUACUGCCAGCAGGUGGCGCAGUUUGCCACCCAGAACCUGGGCAAGCUGUUCAUGGCCGAAGCCCUGCAGCUGGAGAGCAAGCCAUCGGGAGUGCUCCCGUAAGGCGCGCAUGGGCUGGAGGGGCGCCCCGUUUAAAGAAUGCAUUCCUCCAUGCCAGGCUAGGGGUUUUAUCGUGCCGAGCUUUCUUUCCUCUCUUUGUCGAAGCUGCCAGGUAAACACAUGCCGUGUCUAAACUCUGGGCAUGCGGAAAAUGUGGAAGAACGACCUCAGUGGCUCGCAAUUGGCUCAGCUCAUUUUCCUUUCCCUCUUCAAGCCUCAUUGAGACAAGCACCCAUUGUCAUACCAAGCUCUCUUGCUUUUGACAGCUAAAGGCGAGACAAUGCUCGCCAUCUAAUUGCUAAUGGCAACAUCACCAAGCUAAAGCUCUAUCGCUCUUAACUUCAAGAUAUGUGUGCUUGUCCCUACUAUGGAAUCGACAGAAAUCUCAGACACAACGCUAGCGCUCCUUCUGCUUACGCUUUCUACCAAACCAGGACAGGAAUUAACGUCUUUAUUUUCUAUUAUUUUUGCUGCUUGCUUGGUUCAUAUAUUGCAUGCAGUUUUAUCUUGUUGCUUGAACAUAAUUUCUGUCACACUUAUCGCUUAGGAAACAACGUUAAAUAAUGCUUUUUUGAUUUUGCCUGCUUCAAUUGCAUGUCGAAUUUGAUGCCUUGGUUGAAAUCUAGUGCCUUCACUAUCGUUAAUUCUUAACGCUUGCUUUGCAAAGUUCUUUUUUGAGUGACAGGUAGCAGGGUGUGUCUGUCCUUACUCAACGCUGUGUAUAAAUUUAGAGACAACUGCGCGAAUGUUGUGGAAAGUUGUCCUGACGGCCACUUUGUCGCUUCCAUGGCGCGUUGCAGCAGACGGUCAUGCCAGUAUUUGCACUUCGACACUCCGCACGACACCUCUAGGAAUAAAAGACCUUUUUUCUGA